Messenger RNA from Lathyrus oleraceus (garden pea), 357 nucleotides. RefSeq lists its product as uncharacterized. The transcript has a single exon. Bases 1 to 357 code for a protein of 118 amino acids. Lineage: Eukaryota; Viridiplantae; Streptophyta; Magnoliopsida; Fabales; Fabaceae. The record is from RefSeq and is a predicted model, not a curated record.
AUGGAUUGUUAUGAAGCAGAUAAGGUGCAGUUUGGUACACAUAUGUUAGCUAAGAAAGCUGAUGACUGGUGGAUCAACACUCGUCAGGUGUUGGGUGCUACAUUUAAAGUUGUAACUUGGGUUGUGUUCCACAGGAUUUUUUUGAGAAAGUACUUUCCUAAGGAUGUUCGUGGGAAGAAAGAGAUUGAGUUUCUGGAGCUGAAGCAGAGUAACUUGUCGGUUACUGAGUAUGCUACCAAAUUUGUGGAACUUACUAAGUUUUACCCUCAUUAUAGUGAGGUGACUGCUGAGUUCUCGAAGUGUAUCAAAUUUGAUAAUGGUUUGCGUCCUGAAAUUAAGCAGGCGAUUGGAUACUAA